AUGACUACAAAUGAAUCAUCCGUGUAUUACAAAAAGCAAGCCAAAUAUCAUGACAAAAGAAACAUUCUCAACAAGUCCUACUUAGUGGAGCCAAUAAUACGACACCGAAUUCAUGAUUCCAUAUUUUACAAGGAGCACCUCUAUUUGACGAAUGAAUCCACGAUACUACCAAUCAUAACCCAGCACGUACAUUACAUUUCGGGCGUUGAUUCAGUAGGUAGACCAAGUCCGUUUUUACAGUGUCUUUUGCGAUUGCUAGAGUUGGAGCCAUCAAAAGAAAUCAUCAACGUCUACCUUGAUCAAUUGUCGUACAGUGAAUUCAAAUACUUGACAGCAUUGGCAUUGUUGUAUGUACGAUUGGUGUUCCCAAGUGAAGAAGUUUACAACAUCUUCGACCAGCAUGCUCAAGAUUAUCGCAAAUUGAGAGUCAAGUUGAAAACUCCUCAAUUCGAUGCAAUGCAACGACCAAUACAUUACAAACUUGGAUACAUGGAUGAAUUCAUAGACGGUUUGCUAACGCAGGAAAGAGUUGUAGAUCUUAUAUUGCCACGACUUAUCCCCAGGUUGAGCUUGGUGGAACGCGGGUUAGUUGCACCUCGGCAAUACUUUAUUGGAGAUGAAAUGCAGAAGGGUGUAACUAAUGUACUGCAAAAUCAAGACAAAACUAUACAUAGCGAUGGUGAAAGUUCAUAUCAAAGUGAUAGUGACUAA
Lodderomyces orthopsilosis Co 90-125 is the source of this 711-nucleotide messenger RNA. It is a transcript of the gene FGR16, whose product is annotated as U4/U6-U5 snRNP complex subunit. The transcript has a single exon. Lineage: Eukaryota; Fungi; Ascomycota; Pichiomycetes; Serinales; Debaryomycetaceae. The record is from RefSeq and is a predicted model, not a curated record. Bases 1 to 711 code for a protein of 236 amino acids. Gene Ontology annotation, cellular component: precatalytic spliceosome.